This is a messenger RNA of Homarus americanus (American lobster), 3040 nucleotides long. RefSeq lists its product as uncharacterized. The transcript is spliced from 5 exons. NCBI's taxonomy places the organism in Eukaryota, Metazoa, Arthropoda, Malacostraca, Decapoda, Nephropidae. The coding region runs from base 119 to 1018 and encodes 299 amino acids. The record is from RefSeq and is a predicted model, not a curated record.
AUUGAGCCACUUGUACUGCACUACCAGUGUUGUACAAGUGGAGGAAAGGUGUGAAGAAGACUAAGUGACAGGGGGAGGCUUUGUGGUGGUGCCGGACACAACUGUUGAAACAAGAGAGAUGGACAACACCGCCACAGUUCUGAAGGCUGUCGUGGCCACCAUCUGGUUACUCGGUGUUGCUCAUCUGACCCCAGCCACCACGAAUAAUGAGUGUAAAUUAAACAAACUUCCGGAGACAAAAGAUCAAGGAACUCUGUAUGCUUUCGAAGAUAAGAAACUCAAAGCCUGGAUCAGGACUGUUGGAACGGCUGUCCUCAACCUGAGUGUCGGGAACGCUGGUGGUCAGUCAGAAACAAUUGGGAACUCCUCAGAUAUUAGACUUGACAAGUGGAACCAGAUUGUUAUAGAGCAAAUCACAGGUGACGAUGGGUACACAUAUUCAGUCAGCAUCCUUGACAAUACGAAAUGGAAUUCAAGUAAAAAGCAAUUUCCUCGAAAUUAUGUGUUUCCCUCAAGCCCGGGUUCAAAGAUCCGGUGGUCCACCUGCCCUCCUGAUGACCUCAUGGAUUUCGUUGGGCAGCAGUCGUCACCAACAUCAGAGCCAUCGUCGUCUACAACAUUAGCAGCACAAACGCCAGCAUCGUCAACACCAUCGUCGUGUACUCCGCCGUCAGCAGAGUCAUGUUCAGACAAAGAAUUCGGAAGCAACGCCAUGUUUUUGGCUUUGGGAUGCGGCUCUAUGGCGCUGGUAAUAGCCUUCCUUGCUUGCGUAUACGCCAUUGUUAUCCGUCGCAAGUACUUACGCCUACUGUCAGAGAGAGGUAAGAUUGACCGCGAGGGUAAACUUGGCCCUGGAGACGAGAACUUCUACGAUGAGUGGGACAACAACUACAAGUCUCAGGCAGGAAACCUCGGCAACUGCCAGCUUAGACAAUCGUCCAGUGAUGCAGUAGCAGACCCAACAAUACGCCCAGGGUCUUCCUGUUCCAUUGCCAUCAGUAUAUAUGGUGAACUGUAGUGUCAUUACCCAACCACUGUACCUUUGUAGUAGCCAUACCCAACCACUAUACCUUUGUAGUAGCCAUACCCAAUCACUGUACCUUUGUAGUAGCCAUACCCAACCACUGUACCUUUGUAGUAGCCAUACCCAACCACUAUACCUUUGUAGUAGCCAUACCCAAUCACUGUACCUUUGUAGUAGCCAUACCCAACCACUGUACCUUUGUAGUAUCAAUACCCAACCACUUUACCUUCCCUGUUUUAUUUAUGAAGCUGUCCAGUAAAUCAAAGAGACCAUAGUUACUGUGGGGUUAUGUAAUGUGUGUUAUAUAAUUGUCUCUCAGUUUUAUAUGUGAUUUCUUAGAUAAGUUUGACUGUAAUGGAUCCUUUUAGUAUCACAGGCUGUCACAAAACAUCUGUCAGUAGAGCGUAUCGAUGUUUCUCAGUGAUAAAUGAAAUGUUUGUUCAUUAUGGCAGUAUGGCACUUCUGUUAUGACUGCUGGCAUUCCAUAUAUCUAUAACAAUUAACGUGUGGUUUGUAUUAAACAUUUUGAAUAUUUAAAUCUCCGAGACUCUUUCAAAGUAUUAAGAUUCCCGUGGAAUAUUUCACUCUUGUUGGGAUGCAUCUGUUACCACUAGAUAUCAUAACAAUACAGUGUAGUGUCAGAGGUUUAUUAGAACAUUGAUGGCUUGGCAGCGUUUCACAUCUACUGUAUAUUAAUGAACGGCAUAGUCCUGGUUCACCCUGAGAUAAUGUAUAUACUGUAAAGGCUAUCAUGGGUUCUGUCUCAUCUGGCUACGAUUAUUACACCAUAUAUUCUGGUUCACUAAUAUAAUUUUUAGAUGUUAUUUCAACCUUCAAGCCUUCUGGAAUACACUCGCUGAGCUCUGUUACCACCUCUUUAACUCAGAGUUACUAGAAUCCAUCUUCAUGUUGGAUCCUAAAGUUGAAUCACCAUAAGCUAUUGUGCCAUAUGCAACACCGUGUAAACCUGUACAGUAUAGUCUCUUACUCGAAGCUGCUCUAUGUAUCAUUUUGUACCUAUACCCACUGUAUUCUGUAUGUCUGUUCAUACGUAAACACUACGUAACUUUUCUAUUAUGCCCUGGCAGUCUAACAUGAGGCGAUGUAGACAAGACUAUGGGAAAAUUAUGAAAUGGGUUAGCUUGUCUGAAUAUUCACAGCCAGUAAACGAAAGUUCUUCCAAGUUUAGUGCAUAAAACUACAGUGUACUUGUUUCUCCGUGAAUUUGUUUCUUCAGUUGGUAGAGCGAGGGUCGUCAAAUACCGUAUAAUAUUCUCUACAGUCUGAUAUAUAAUGCUACAUUGGUUAUAACUCAGAUUAUAUAAAUCCUGGACAGACUACAUUACUGAGGGUAUCAGGAAAGAUGUUUAGGGUUAGUGACCCGGACGGCCUACAACUAUUGUAACUAGCUUAAAGGUAAACCCAGUCUGUGAUAUAUUAAAACAUUCAGGAAAUGCUUAAAUAGUUAUGUAACACUUUAACUCUAUUUGAAAACAGUAUGUUUAUCUUUUGAACAUUUCAUUCACACCUGGUGUAAAAUAUCAAGGACUGAGGUGUUAAUGAGGUAUUUCGGAAUAUUCUGUUUAAUCCAGUGAAUAAUGUUGUCGGCAAAUUCAGUUUCAUGUUAUGGAAGAAUUAUCUCGUAGUUAAAUUUAUUAAUUACGCUUGACCCGGAAUAGAUAUACAGUAUAUGCUCGUAUAUCAGUAAUACAGGAUUAAUAUAGUAAAUACCGUAGGUGAGCCUGUGAUAAUGUCACCCUGUAUAUCAGAGUGUGAUUCAUAUGUAAGGAUAAUUUUUUCUCUAGAAAUGCAUUGAAUUAAUUAUUACUGUGACCUAAUAAAUAGAGAGUUAUUCAGAUAUGAUUAACGAAGAGUAUACCUUGAUAAUGAACAGAAAGCUCUUCUGAAAUGAACAAUUAAGGAAGUAUCGAAAGGCAGAAAUCGUAAAGUGAGCUGAAACACAUAGACGAAGGCAUUAAAUAAGAGGGAAAUAUGUCGAACUCAGACCUUGAAAAA